Messenger RNA from Didymella exigua CBS 183.55, 2068 nucleotides. RefSeq lists its product as uncharacterized. The record is from RefSeq and is a predicted model, not a curated record. The coding region runs from base 181 to 1842 and encodes 553 amino acids. NCBI's taxonomy places the organism in Eukaryota, Fungi, Ascomycota, Dothideomycetes, Pleosporales, Didymellaceae. The transcript has a single exon.
CGUUGCACCACCUCGACCACCUAGACACUUCACCUAGCCGUUUUAUCGGGCUGCACGCAAUGUGCUGUAGCCUUACCGCUUUCUGCCAAUCAGUCGCGGUCUGAGAGCGCCCCGGUCCUCGCUGCUAGACCGUAAUUGUCUGGCCGUCCGAGAUCAUCGUCGCCGUUGCUGCAUCGAGUCAUGGCGUCUGCCACAGACUUAACAGCGCAAUCCCCGCCAGCUGGGCCUCGCAUACCAAAGCUCAAGUACAGGAAUCCACUGCCACCAGAGCAAAUCUUGCUGCUACCGCAGACUUCUGCUCAGGAGACAGCACAUCCACCAUUGCAACGGCAAACUUCCGCGACAAGUUCAGACGUGCCUCCUUCACCCUACCGCCCAUCCUUUGAAACCACCGCAAGCACGACGUCAUCCAGCCUGGCUUCCACCCCGUCUAGCCACUCGAGUUCCAAUGACUCCAAAACGUCGAAGAAGAAGAAGAAGAGCAACUCUGUCUUCAGCUUCUUGUCACUAAAGGAGCCCUCUCAGCUUGCACUUGAGCAAUUCGCUGAGCAACAACGCAAGCAGGGCAAUGGCAGGAGCUCGGUAUCACCCUCGAACGUCUCCACCAGGACCGGCGGCACCAGUGGCACCUUUGCAACCAAGAAGCUGCCAGACAGUGUCCCCAAGGUCAACUCCAAAUGGGAUGGCAUCCCAGACGCAGUCAGGAAGCGGCAGUCAACCACAAGUACUGUUGCCACGACUAGCAAAGACACAAAACGAUCAUCAGGAUCCUCCUUGGGCCAGGGCUCACACCUAUCCGCUAUGCCCUGGAAUACCUCGGAGUUGUCAGUAAUGUCCAACGAGUCCCGCGGUCCACCCAACUCGAUUCUGUCCGUGGCCGCUGUCAACGCCGAUAUCUAUCACAAUGGACACUACGUUCCAAUAUCACCUUCUGAAAGCUCGCUGGCUGAGCCAUCUUACUACUGUCCUGAGGAGCCAAUGGCAUCCGGUGCCUUGCCGAUCGAGCGCCCAGCAGCUGUCCAGGCUAGCGCCGGCUCUCCGCACAAUGCGAGCUUCGAUACUGUACGUGAUGACAGGCCGGAUUCGCCAGCAUCCUCGAUUGGCUCCGUCGACACUAUUGUCCGGGCUGAGGCAGAGGUGAUAUUCAGGAAGAUGAACGAUCGGCCUCAACAACAGACCUUCUGGGGAGGAAGUGCACCAGCAGUCCAAACACCUUCUGAACCCGAGUCGAGCGUGCCAGAGUCGCAUGAUUUUCUAUUCGAGUUACCCUCCAGCACUUCAUUGCAGUCGCAAAAGAACGACUCUCCGAUGGCGUCUCCAGCUGCCUCGUACACUGCUCCUGCUGUUCGCUACACAGAACCACCAGCGCACUACGUACCAUCGACUGCACACGACAACGCACCCCUUGUCCCUUAUUACUCCCCAUCACGCUCGGUUCACAAUUUCAGUCGACCCAUGGUGUCAACCACACCGACCAAGCAUGUCAAUCUCUUUCAGCCCGCACCUCCGUCUCCUACGGGGCCGUCAUCUUUACGGUCACGAACUAUGAGCUCUGGCCUUCCAACCUUGUACGAGAAUUCCAUCACCAGCACCGAAUCCUUGGAGACGAUUCGGGACGACAGCGAUGCGAGAUCAAUCGCGCCAUCCUUCACGCCGUCUUCGAUAGCGCCAUCUGAACUAUCGGAGCACUGGCACCAGUCUUCCCGCGACCGUCUUGGCCUCGGUGGACAGAUGCGCAAGAGCGAUGUCUUGCCAUGGGGAAAGACAAUGGAGGAUUCUCCAGGUAAGCCCAAAAACAGGCAUCGUUUGUCAUUGUUGAUGAAGAGCGCGUUACGGUCAUAAGGUUCCCCCGGUGGUUGAACCGUGACUAAUCCUGUGUGCAUAAUAGCUCGCGACAGCCAGCAACCAACAUAAUCUGCCAUCUUUGUAUUUUGUUCAGCCUUCAGCCUCGGCGUCCUGUCUCGAGCGACGGUCGCCUCCGUUUACGUAUAGAUACCCCAGUUCAACAUAACAAAUCACACGUUUAACAACAUUUACGUUUCUCGAAAAUCGCAAAUCUUUUCCAGUG